AUCUCUUCCUCUUUGCCGAGGUUUUUGUUGCUGCUUUCCACUGCGGACUCACAACCGAUCACUACCGAUUUCCACACUGCGGCUGAUCGCUACUGUUUCCUUCAUCCGGUCCAGCCCUAGUUCUUCAUUGGUGCCCUAGAUCUGAUCUGCCCAUCUCCGGCUACUCAGUUUCAGUGAUACUGUUCGCCAUCUAUUCGGAGCAUCAGUUGUUAUCACCGGCCAUAAUUUCCAGCAAACUCACAACAAUUGUCUUCUGCUUGGUGCAGGAAAUGGCAGAGGCUGUGACGAAAGAUUUUGGAAGGAUUGACAUCUUUGUGCAUUCUCUUGCCAAUGGACCAGAGGUAACGAAGCCACUCUUGGAGACAUCUAGAAGAGGGUAUCUUGCUACAAUUUCAGCUUCGAGUUACUCUUUUGUCUCCCUGCUUCGGCACUUUCUUCCAAUAAUGAAUCCAGGCGGUGCUUCAAUAUCUUUGACAUACAUAGCUUCCGAAAGGGCAAUCCCAGGAUACGAAGGUGGAAUGAGCUCAGCAAAAGCUGCAUUGGAGAGCGAUACAAAAGUGCUGGCUUUUGAACUGCACUUGCUUGCCACAAAGCAUCAGGUGCCCUCAAGAGUACUGGGAAGAAUGCCGACAAACUAAAAAAAUGGAGAGACUU
This is a messenger RNA of Zingiber officinale, 654 nucleotides long. Its product is annotated as enoyl-[acyl-carrier-protein] reductase [NADH] 1, chloroplastic-like. Gene Ontology annotation, molecular function: enoyl-[acyl-carrier-protein] reductase (NADH) activity. Bases 270 to 638 code for a protein of 122 amino acids. Gene Ontology annotation, biological process: fatty acid biosynthetic process. Lineage: Eukaryota; Viridiplantae; Streptophyta; Magnoliopsida; Zingiberales; Zingiberaceae. The transcript is spliced from 8 exons. The record is from RefSeq and is a predicted model, not a curated record.